AUGGAUGACGCUCUUGUCCUCUGUGUUGCUGUUGCGGUUGCCAUCGAAGCCGUCUUCUCGUCGACCAAUGGCCGUAGCUACCGCUCCCCCAUUACAAACCACUUUGUCUGGGAGCUUGUCCGCGAAGGGUUUGAAGAGCACGGUUUUCCGAAUGCGUACGGCGCCAUCGAUGGCAGCCUCAUUCAGGUGAAGCGUUUUGACGACUUCUAUGGUUGGUACUGCCGCAAGGGCUUUCCUGCGUUCAACAUGCAGGCCGUUGUUGAUCACCGGAUGCGUUUUAUGUCCUACUCGUUGCGUUCCGGCAGCCAGAACGACAAGGCUCUCUUCAACGACUCAGCAUUUGGGCAAUCGUGCCACACGAAGGUUCCCCCCGGCGGUUGCUUUUUGGGCGACGCUGGCUACAAGCUCUUCGCACAUGUAAUUACUCCGUACUCUAUCGUCUCGCACAUGGAUCCAAAAGAAGCCAACUACAACCUGGUCGUUGAACGUGCUUUCGGUCGCUGGAAGAACAAGUUUCGUAUCUUCAAGCACGAAUUGCUGCAUCAUUGCCCACAAGACAUGGCAAGAUUGAUCGAGGUAUCUUUAGUCCUACACAACUGGUAUAUUGACUAUGACGACGAUUUUGUGGCCCCGGUGGAACCCGAGAUCUAUCCACGGUGGAUGCACAUCGGCGGUGAUCUUGUCAACGUCGAUGAAUUAUACCAAGUCGAUGGCGCUGCAGCCAAGCGUGCUCGUGACACAAUCAAGAACUAUCUCCACGCAUUGUUGUAG
Molecule: messenger RNA, 771 nt
Organism: Aphanomyces astaci
Lineage: Eukaryota; Oomycota; Saprolegniomycetes; Saprolegniales; Verrucalvaceae
Exons: 2
Coding region: 1-771 (256 amino acids)
Source: RefSeq, a predicted model, not a curated record